UUCAAACAGUGUAUUUAUUUUAACGGACAACGGCCUUUUUUACACCAGUUACACCUACGAAUCUGCAAUCUUUUUGGAUCUUGGGUUCCAACGGCUUGCGGUCUUGCGUUUGUCAUUUAUCAUCCAAAAAUAAAUCCAUUUCGUACCGAGUACCGAUUAUUGUAGUGUAAUGCUCAUAAGUAUUUGACAAUACUAUAUUACUAUAAUAAUUGUCAUAAGCGUAACAGACAACAGUCAAAAUAUUCUUCAAACGACUGAAAAAAACCCAUUUUUAUUGUAUUAUUAUGUUUUUUUCUUAAUUUACAUAUCAUUUGUAAUUGACCUCCAAAAAAGAAUCCCUUAAGUAUUUGAAUCCUUUAUUAGUUAUGUACAAUAUUUUUUUAUCAAGGUGAAUACAAAUACAUUACACUUAGUUCCAGCUUCUAGCUAUCCACAGCAAAAGGUAUCAGUUCAUCAUCCACAUAUAUUAAUAUUCCUAUCUAUUGAUACAUUCAGUUUAGAAUGUCUCAAUUUACCUUUGUCAAUGACCUCAAAAGUGCUGUAAGAAUGGAUGAGCCAAUUACCAGCGGUCCAGUUCCGCGUUGGAUGAAGAAAAGCGUAGAAUCAUCCUCAAGUUCUGCAAAUACUUCGAGAAAAAAUAAUGAAUUAAUGUCUAUCAAGAAGACUCCAUCAAAAACACCUAAUAAAUCAAAGUCACCAGCUUCAAGAUCAGCAUCAAAUACACCAGCUAAACCUAAAACACCUGGUGGUGACAGAUUCAUUCCUUCCAGGAUGUCUACAAAUUUUGACAUAAGUCAUUUUAAAAUGAACCAAGAGAAUGAAAACCUUGACAUAAGUCCAACUCAAUCAGAUUACCGAAAAGCCAUGUCUGAGAAUCUCCAUGGUUGUGAUAUUAAUAAUGUCCGUGUUCUAUCCUAUCAAAACAAAGCACCGGCUCCUCCUGAUGGUUAUCAAAAUGCUUUAAAAGUAGUUUAUAGUCAAUCUAAGACCCCUAUGAAUAUACGUGGAGCUACUCGUUAUAUACCACAUGCACCAGACCGUAUUUUGGACGCUCCUGAAAUUGUUGAUGACUAUUAUCUAAAUUUAAUUGACUGGAGCUUUUCCAACAUAUUGGCCGUAGCUUUAGGCACAAGUGUAUAUCUUUGGAAUGCCGACACUGGUGCCAUUGACCAAUUGUUAGAUUUAGAAGGCGCAGACUACGUCACUUCUCUAAGCUGGGUCCCUAACGGAAAUCUAUUAAGUGUUGGAACUGCUUUAGGACCUGUACAAUUAUGGGAUGCAUCACAGACAAAGCGGCUGCGUGUAAUGAACAGUCACAGUUCAAGAGUAGGUGCCAUGUCAUGGAACAAUCAUAUACUAACUACAGGUUGCAGAAAUGGACAACUUGUUCACAAUGAUGUCAGACAGAGAGAACACAUUGUUGGUACAAUUCAAUCCCACACUCAAGAAGUAUGUGGUCUUAAAUGGUCAACUGAUGGUCGUUAUCUAGCCAGUGGAGGCAACGAUAACCUAUUGAAUGUGUAUAGUGGCUUACCUGGCCAAGCAACUUACCAAUCAGAACCAAUAUACAGUUUCAGCCAACAUCAAGCUGCCGUUAAAGCAUUAGACUGGUGUCCAUGGCAAACUAAUGUUCUAGCCAGUGGCGGUGGUACAGCCGAUCGAACUAUCAGGUUUUGGAAUUGCAACAAUGGUCAGUGUAUCAAUUCAGUUAAUGCUAAUUCGCAGGUGUGUGCUAUUUUGUGGUCAAAAACUUACAGAGAAUUGGUAUCAGCACACGGUUUUGCAAACAACCAGCUUACAAUUUGGAAGUAUCCUUCGUUGACAAAGGUUGCUGAGCUCACUGGACAUACAAAUCGUAUUCUGAAUCUAGCCAUGUCACCAGAUGGUUCAACAGUACUUUCAGCUGGUGCAGAUGAGACCCUGCGAAUGUGGAAGUGCUUUUUACCAGAUCCAAACAAGAAGAAAGAACAUGAGAAACGCUCUUCUAGACCCACUAUACUGGGUCCAGGCCUAAGAUAAAUAUUUUGUUUUACUUUUUGUCAAUUAAACUUUUAUAUAAUAUUUGUGUCAACCUUUUACUUACGCGAUUUAAACAUUUAAUUUUAUUUAUAAAAGACUUAAUUUUACUUUUACUUGCAUAGUGUACAUAAAUAGACUUUUUGUAAUUAUUUUCUCCAUUGUAUUUUAUAUUUUUAUGUUAUUAUUCCAUGUCUAUGUAUUUUUUUGAUCAAGUAAUUUUAUGUUAUGG
Molecule: messenger RNA, 2248 nt
Organism: Rhopalosiphum maidis (corn leaf aphid)
Lineage: Eukaryota; Metazoa; Arthropoda; Insecta; Hemiptera; Aphididae
Product: cell division cycle protein 20 homolog
Exons: 11
Coding region: 502-2019 (505 amino acids)
Biological process (GO): positive regulation of anaphase-promoting complex-dependent catabolic process; positive regulation of ubiquitin protein ligase activity; anaphase-promoting complex-dependent catabolic process
Cellular component (GO): anaphase-promoting complex
Molecular function (GO): ubiquitin ligase activator activity; anaphase-promoting complex binding; protein binding
Source: RefSeq, a predicted model, not a curated record